CAAAUUCCGGUUUCCGCCUUUUAGAGUAACGGCCGUCCGCGGGAGUGAAGCGGCAAACUCAAAACAGAAAGCUGAAACAUAUUUUUAAAAAUAAAGUAAACGGAAUACCGUAAAAUCACCAACAUUUCACGUUUAAUAUCAGGAAUAUGAGCUUACCAUGACAGAAACCAUUUUCAACCAGAUACUGCAGGCCCAAGUCAAGUGUAAAGACUGCGAAGACAGGAGAGCCAAUAUUCGAGUCAGCAUUGAACUUCAGUCCACAUCAAAUCCAGUCCACAAAAAAGAUUUGGUAGUACGGAUAACAGAUGACAUAGAUCUGUAUUUUCUUUACAAACUUGUUAUAUCAGAAGAGGAUUUCCAAAGCUUAAAGGUCCAACAGGGUCUCCUUGUAGACUUUUCAGCGUUUCCACAAAAAUUCAUAGAUCUCUUGCACCAAUGUAUCCAAGAGCAAGACAAAGAAAACCCAAGGUUUCUACUGCAGUUCCUUUCAUCAACACCAGUAUUAGACCACACUCCUGCCCAUUUAAACAUAGUAGAGACAAAUGCCUUCAAACACCUUACACACCUUUCCCUCAAACUCCUACAUGGUACAGAUGUGGAAAUAAAGAAGUAUUUGGCAAUCUGUUUAACGUGUGUAAAGGAUGAAAGGUUGUUGUUGGAACAGAAGCUUCAGAAAACAGAGGAAGAUCUCUCCAGGCAGUUAAGCUACACACAACAGACUCUGUCAGAAAAGAGCAGAGAACUUGACAGAUUGAGAUCUGAAUGGACAUCCCAAACUACUGCCCUGUCAAACAAGCAUUCUCAGGAGCUAACUUCAGAGAGGGAAAGGGCACUUGAGGCCCAGACAAAGUAUCAGCAGCAGUCUGAGCAGCAGCGGAGAGAGUCGGAAAGUCUGCAUCAGAAAAACAUAGAGCAACUACAGACCAGACUAGUCGAGCUCGAGACAUGCAACAAAGAACUGACAGAACGGAAAUACAAAUCAGAAUCAAUCAUCCGGGACCACGCGGCUAAACUUGUGGGCCUGGAAGAUGAGUCGCACAGAGCAAAGCAAGAGGUCCUGUCGCUGCGCCGGGAAAACUCCACCCUGGAUGUGGAAUGCCAUGAAAAGGAAAAGCACAUCAAUCAGCUGCAAACUCGUGUGGCUGUGCUAGAGCAAGAGAUCAAAGACAAAGAUCAGAUGGUGAUCAGAUCAAAAGAAAUGUUGGAUGCCACUCAGGAACAAAAGCUGACCAUCGAAGAAAAUGCAGAGAGAAGACAACUUCAUGUUGGAAAACUUGAGGCAACAGUUCAGUCUUUAUCGGAGGAGUUGAUUAAGGCAAAUGAAAUUAUUAAAAAACUACAAGGAGAUGUGAAGAUUCUGGGAGGCAAACUAAAACUAAAGAAUACGGUUACCAUUCAGCAAGAAAAACUGUUAUCUGAGAAAGAAGAACAAUUGAAGAAGGAACAGAAAGAGCUGCAUGAUGUUCAGCAGGCUCUUCGACUGAAAGAGGAGGUGGCAUCAAAACUGCAAGAGCAACUGGAAGCUACUGUUCAAAAAUUAGAGGAAAGCAAGCAGCUGCUUAAAACUAAUGAAAAUGUGAUCACAUGGCUUAACAAACAACUUAAUGAAAACCAGGUGACAAGGAAGCAAGAACCAUUAGGAACGUUUGACACGCCGCCUGGUAUUUCUUCCAGUGGAGGUUUCAGAACUGGAACUUUAGCUCAGAAUAUGGUGCUUGAAAAUCGACCCCUUCACUCUGCCUCGGGAACAAACUAUCCUGUUACCUCUACCUUAAAUUCAAAGCAUUCCUUCUUCCCACAGUCCUUUGCUGUUAGCACUGGCAGCUGUCCAUCCUUAGUACUCCACAAUCAGAGCUAUGGACCAAAGGUCCAGUUUAAUCCUCUGAUGUCUAAACCCAGUGUGUCUCCUGUCGACAUGAAACCUGGGGCUCCUACAGCACAAAAUGCACAUGCCUUCUCAAAUAAAGAAAAUGGUGAACCUUUUGGGCUGGAAUCGAAGUAUUUUCAAAAACGUGAGGACAGCAUUCCUCUGCGUGGAAUUGUACCAAAUAAAGAACUCCAAGUUGGUGCUGCACAUUCGUCUUCUAAACCAGGACCCUAUUCUGCAGCAUCUGCCUACUUCCCUGGACAAUAGCCAGGAUUAUUAAAUGUUGCGCUCAGUUCUUCCAACCCCCACCUGAAUUUACUGUACAUUUUACAGAAAGCAACUGUAUAGUGAACUGAAGAAUGUGAGGUUUCAGUUCCCUUUUCAGAAAUUUUAAAGCAAAUGUAAAGUGAUCCAUAUGCACUAUUGUGCAUAUGUUAUUAACUAAUAUGUGUAUCUAUUGAAUAACUGAACCAAUUUUUAACCUCAAAUAUUGUAGAGAAGUUGAACAAGCAGCCCAUUUCCUCCAAAAUACUUUGUUUCGGGAUGUUGUAUUUAUUUCUCAAAAGUUAUUUGCAUGUUCAAUUUUUACUCUACAUCAGUGCUUAUUUAACCAUAACCAAAUAUAAAAUGAAAAUUAGGGCUUUAAAGACAUUCAUCAAAGUAAUUUAAUUUGGUGUGCUAAGGUUGUAGGAGUUGUGGGAUCCUGUGCUGCAUUGUACUUUUCUAGUUCACCGUUGUGAGGUAUCCUAAUACUGUGCAUGUAUUUCAUACCCAAAAGGUCAUUUUAACUACUCCAUUGCCCGUAGUUUUACUCUAAUUUUCAUGCAGUUUCCAUAACUGUCUCAGUAAGAUUUGUACAGAAUUUGCAUAUGAAUUUACAUUCUGAACAAUGUGCAUUCAUUCAAGAAAAUGCAGAUAAGUGUAUUACGCUUAUGUCAUCUGGAUAUAAGGAAAUUUCAAAUGUGAAAUAUUUCUUUAUUUCUUUACAAAACGGUUAAUGGGGUCCAGUGAUACUUACUGAAGAUGGGACUGUUUCAAACAAUUACAUCUGAGUAUAACAGUAUCUAAUUAUUCAAAAAUGUAAACAGAACUAGUCCUAGACAAGUUCUUCAUAAAUUCAUACCACUUUGAGAUUAAAAGAAGUGGAAAUUGAAUUUAAAUUCUUGGAUUUAAAAAUCAAACUGUUCCAAAUGUAUAUUACAAGGAAAUAAAAAAAAAAGAAUGUUAAAAGUUAGUACUGUAACUGGUUUAUAUUUACAAAACCUUAACAGGUAUAAAAACAAUACGGUUUACUUGUUUGUGGUUUGGAAAGCAAAUUAUUAUUACUCUACCUCUCUUGGACAACCUUUGUUUUUUAAAUCAUUGAUUUAUUUUAAUUGUUUUGCUGUGUACAAAUUGUAAAGUUUUGUUUUCAAUCAGGAGUGCUGUUUGAAAAGCAUUAACUAGUAAUGUUUUAUAGAAAAAUUGCAAUGUACAUAUUUUCUUUCAGAGAUUUAUAAGUGAUGUUUAAAUAAAGCAAUGUUUAAGUCUG
This is a messenger RNA of Acipenser ruthenus (sterlet), 3398 nucleotides long. Its product is annotated as spindle assembly abnormal protein 6 homolog. The transcript is spliced from 17 exons. Bases 158 to 2134 code for a protein of 658 amino acids. Gene Ontology annotation, cellular component: centrosome; centriole. Gene Ontology annotation, biological process: centriole replication. The record is from RefSeq and is a predicted model, not a curated record. Lineage: Eukaryota; Metazoa; Chordata; Actinopteri; Acipenseriformes; Acipenseridae.